GAUGAAGAAACAGGCGAACCCUUACGUACACAAAUGGUAUACGUUGACGAGCAUUCCUGUAUUGGUUGCACGAAUUGUGCCAUGAUUGCCCAAUCAACGUUCUUCAUGCAUCAAGAGCAUGGUCGAGCUCGUGUUUUUCAACAGUGGGGUGACGAUCAAGAAACGAUUCAGGUUGCCAUUGAGACCUGUCCUGUGGAUUGCAUUCAUUACGUUCCAUACGACGAACUAGUUGCGCUAGAGAAAGACCGCCGCGGUCAGAACAUC
Molecule: messenger RNA, 264 nt
Organism: Phaeodactylum tricornutum CCAP 1055/1
Lineage: Eukaryota; Bacillariophyta; Bacillariophyceae; Surirellales; Neidiaceae
Exons: 1
Molecular function (GO): iron ion binding; electron transfer activity
Source: RefSeq, a predicted model, not a curated record